ACAAUAAUAACCUCGCCUACCACCAAAAAAAAUACUGAAAGUUGGGUUGAACAAAACCAACCCUCUUUUCUCUUCUUUACAUACAACAAUCGAAUCGAUCAACGCACGCAUUUUCGAUUGAUUCUCUUCAAUGGCACUCUCGCGCCUUCGCCACCCUCUCAUCUCUCAUUCCCUUCGUAUCCUCUCUUCCUCCACCAGAUCCAUUUCUCGAACUCCGAAUUCAAGGAUUUAUUCUGUCGGUGGUAAUGGGAAUCUAAGGCCUACAUCUUGGUCUAGGCUUACUGGAGUAUGUGAUAGACCCUUGAAGUCAAAGUGGAUUGGUGUCAAAUUCUUCUCAUCUUCAGAUUUUCCGCAUGAAGUCCUUGGCAUGCCAGCUUUAUCUCCUACAAUGACCCAAGGUAAUAUUGCAAAAUGGAGGAAAAAAGAAGGGGAUAAGAUAGCAGUGGGUGAUAUACUAUGUGAAAUUGAAACUGACAAAGCUACACUUGAAUUUGAAAGUCUUGAAGAAGGAUUUCUGGCUAAGAUAUUGGUACCUGAUGGUUCAAAGGAUGUGCCAGUUGGACAACCGAUUGCAAUAACAGUUGAGGAGGAAAGCGACAUUCAAAAUGUCUCUGCUUCUGUGGGGGAUGAGAGCAAGGUUGAGGAGAAGAAACCAACAAAUCAGGAUGUUGCGGAUGAGGAAAGUAAACCAGAAUCAACUUCUACAAUUGAUACAUCAGAUCUUCCACCCCACGAAAUUCUCGGAAUGCCUGCUUUGUCCCCAACAAUGAACCAAGGAAACAUUGCUAAAUGGAAUAAAAAAGAAGGAGACAAGAUUGAAGUGGGUGACAUAUUAUGCGAGAUAGAGACAGACAAAGCUACCCUUGAAUUUGAAAGUCUUGAAGAGGGAUACUUAGCUAAGAUAGUUGCACCAGAAGGUACAAAAGAAGUGGCAGUUGGACAGCCUAUUGCAAUAACAGUUGAAGAUGCGGGUGAUAUUGAAGCUGUAAAGAAUUCUUUUAGCAGCAGCUCAGUAAACCAAAAGGAGAAGGCCCCUCAACCCAGCACUAAAAGUGAGGUCAAAACUCACAAAAACAAUACCGCACGGAUCAGUCCAGCUGCAAAGUUGCUAAUUACGGAAUAUGGAUUGGAUGCAUCAACAUUGAACGCAACUGGUCCUCUUAGCACCCUACUGAAAAGCGAUGUUCUUUCUGCAAUUAAAUCAGGAAAAUUGUCUCCAAAACCUGCUUCAUCUAAAGCAAAGGCUCCAUCAUCUCAAAGUCAUCAAGCAGCAGCUUCACAUGAGUCAAAGUCUGACUUAAAGCAGUCAGAAGCUUAUGAAGAUUUUCCUAAUAGUCAAAUUCGCAAGGUGAUUGCCAAGAGAUUAUUGGAAUCUAAAAUAAAUACACCACACUUAUAUUUAUCAUCAGAUGUUAUACUGGAUCCUCUUCUUUCCCUUAGAAAGGAUCUUAAAGAGCAGUAUGAUGUAAAAGUUUCAGUAAAUGACAUUAUUAUCAAAGUUGUAGCGGCUGCUCUAAAAAAUGUACCAGAAGCAAACGCAUACUGGAGUGAUGAGAAGGGUGAAGUCAUCUUAUGCGAUUCUGUUGACAUAUCAAUAGCAGUUGCCACUGAAAAGGGCUUGAUGACUCCAAUAUUAAAAAAUGCCGAUCACAAGACAAUAUCUGCCAUCUCUUCAGAGGUCAAGGAACUGGCUGCAAAAGCACGUGCAGGCAAGUUGAAGCCUCAAGAGUUCCAAGGAGGGACUUUUAGCAUUUCAAACUUAGGAAUGUAUCCCGUGGAUAAAUUCUGUGCAAUUAUAAAUCCCCCACAGGCUUGCAUUCUUGCUGUAGGGAGAGGCAACAAAGUUGUAGAACCAGUAAUUGAUGCUGAUGGAAUUGAGAAGCCAUCAGUUGCUACUAAGUUGAACUUAACAUUAUCUGCCGAUCAUCGCGUCUUUGAUGGCAAAGUUGGAGGUGCAUUUCUCUCUGCUCUGAAGUCAAACUUCAGUGAUAUAAAACGACUUCUUUUAUAAUGACAUACACCAAACUUUCCUGGUGUUUGAUUAUUGUGCUUCUCAUGACAAAUCAUGUUGAUUAACCACAACAUGGCUGGGAGUUGCAUAACAUAAUCAUUUUUGUGCAUUUUAUUUAUACUUGGGUAACAGUUUUCAUUUGUCGUACCUUUAAUGGUUUUUGUAAAAUAAUAUAUUGGGUGUCAUUACCCAUAUCUUGAGGAAAUACCCACCACCAAUGUACCAUCUAACAUUAGGCUUCCAACAUAUAUGAGAUUCCAGGAUGUUGGUAAUUUUGUUAAUUAGGCAGAUUUUUUGCCUUUUGAAUAAUUUUAUAUGAACAGCUUUGUAUAGACAGAAUAAAUAUCAACAUUAUUUGAUGAAUAAAAGUUACAUUCA
Molecule: messenger RNA, 2389 nt
Organism: Lathyrus oleraceus (garden pea)
Lineage: Eukaryota; Viridiplantae; Streptophyta; Magnoliopsida; Fabales; Fabaceae
Product: dihydrolipoyllysine-residue acetyltransferase component 1 of pyruvate dehydrogenase complex, mitochondrial
Exons: 23
Coding region: 131-2011 (626 amino acids)
Biological process (GO): pyruvate decarboxylation to acetyl-CoA
Cellular component (GO): pyruvate dehydrogenase complex; mitochondrion
Molecular function (GO): dihydrolipoyllysine-residue acetyltransferase activity
Source: RefSeq, a predicted model, not a curated record